GCUCUGACUCUCCGCUGACCACACCGAGAGAAAGAGGUCCGCUCCGGCGCUGCUCGGAUACUGUUUCCUCCUACAGACUCCGAACUGUUCCCACAUUUGGUUUCGUUCACACUCACUGGAGACGUUUUCUCAGUGGAGGGAAGCUGAGGGGAAUGAGCAGCAGGAGAAACCUGCCGUGACUUCAGGGAGGAGAGAGUGGCCCCGGUGCCAGCAGGGCAGAUAGUUGGAGCGGCUCAUCAGAUCACAGCUAGCUUAUUGCUGCUGGAGGAACAGCCGAGAUGGACCUGAAGCUGAUCUUGAUGUCGAUAUUGUUAGGAUUGUUUUGUUACUGUAAUGCUCAGAAAGAGGGGAACGAGUGCACCGAUGCCAAUGCGAGAUACUGUGGGAAAUGCAUCCAGGCUGGAGCCAAAUGUGGCUGGUGUAAAGACCCAGACUUCCUGAAACAGGGCGAGACGGUGUCAAGCCGUUGUGAUGAGGUUCAGUCUCUGGUAAAAAGGGGCUGUGUCGAGGCAAUGAUUGAGAAUCCAAAAGGAGACAAAAAAGUCCUCAAGAACAAGGCCGUGACAAAUCGCAAAAAAGGAGCAGAGAAACUAAAGCCAGAGGACAUCACUCAGAUACAACCCCAGAAACUAAGUCUUACCCUUCGAUCUGGUCAGCCACAGUCUUUUGAAUUGAAGUUCAAACGAGCGGAGGAUUAUCCCAUCGACCUGUACUACUUGAUGGACCUGUCCUACUCCAUGAAGGAUGAUCUGGAGAACGUCAAAAAUCUGGGAACCAGUCUGAUGCUGGAGAUGUCAAAGAUCACCUCAGACUUCAGGAUAGGAUUUGGUUCGUUUGUGGAGAAGACCGUCAUGCCAUACAUCAGCACCACUCCGGCUAAGCUGCUGAACCCCUGCACAGGCGACCAGAACUGCACCAGCCCGUUCAGCUACAAGAACGUACUAAAGCUGACCAAUGAUGGCAAGAGGUUCAACACCCUUGUGGGCCAGCAGCACAUCUCUGGAAACCUGGACUCUCCUGAGGGGGGCUUUGAUGCCAUUAUGCAAGUGGCUGUGUGUGGGGACCACAUUGGCUGGAGGAAUGUGACUCGUCUGCUGGUGUUCUCCACUGAUGCUGGCUUUCACUUUGCUGGAGAUGGCAAACUGGGAGGCAUUGUACUGCCUAAUGAUGGAAAAUGUCACUUGGAGAACAAUGUUUACACAAUGAGCCAUUAUUAUGAUUAUCCCUCCAUUGCCCACCUGGUUCAAAAGCUGAGCGACAACAAUAUUCAGACUAUCUUUGCAGUCACAGAGGAGUUCCAGCCUGUUUACCAAGAGCUGAAAAAUCUAAUACCAAAGUCUGCAGUGGGCACUCUGUCUGCCAACUCAAGCAAUGUAAUCAACCUUAUUAUAGAUGCUUAUAAUUCUCUCUCAUCUGAGGUUAUUCUGGAGAACAGCAAGCUUCCAGAAGGAGUGACCAUAGCGUACACAUCCCGCUGUAAGAACGGAGUGGUUAGCAAGGGUGAAAAUGGACGGAAGUGCUCCAAUAUCUCCAUUGGAGAUGAGGUCACAUUUAACAUUAGUGUGACAUCUAAGGGCUGUCCAAAACAAGGCAAGCCUGAGACCAUUAAGAUAAAGCCUCUGGGAUUCACAGAGGAGGUGGAAAUUACCCUCAACUUCAUCUGCGAGUGUGAAUGCCACAACGACGCUAUCAAGAAUAGUGAACUGUGCCACUUUGGUAAUGGGACAUACGAGUGUGGAGCCUGCAAGUGUAAUGAUGGCCGUGUGGGCAGACAGUGUGAAUGCAGCAGCAACGACGUAGCUACAGAGGACAUGGACCGGACCUGCCGUAAGGACAACGGCACUGACAUCUGCAGUAACAACGGAGAAUGUGUGUGUGGCACAUGCGAGUGCAAGAAGAGAGACAACCCUGAGGAGAGGUAUAGCGGCCAGUAUUGCGAAUGUGACAACUUCAACUGUGACCGCUCUGGAAACAAACUCUGUGGAGGGCAUGGAAGCUGUGAAUGCAGAGUGUGUGUCUGUGACCCUAUGUGGACUGGAAGUGCCUGCGACUGUUCCCUGGACAACAGCACAUGUAUGGCCAGCAACAAGCAGAUGUGUAAUGGCAGAGGAAAGUGCGAAUGUGGCACUUGCAAGUGCGAUGAUCCCAAAUUUCAGGGUCCUACAUGUGAAACCUGCCCUACCUGUCCAGGAGUCUGUGCAGAACACAAAGAGUGUGUUCAGUGCCGGGCGUUUGGCACUGGUGAGAAGAAGGACAAAUGCAAGGAAGAAUGUGAUGACUUUACCUUGAUUAAAGUGAGAGACAGGGACAAGCUGCCCCAGCCCAAUGACGCAUCUUACCCUGUGAUGCACUGCAAGGAGAGGGACGCCAAUGACUGCUGGUUCUACUACACCUUCGCUGUCAACAACGACACAAAAAAGGAGGUCCAUGUGGUCGAAACACUGGACUGCCCCAGUGGUCCUGACAUCAUCCCCAUCGUGGCGGGCGUCGUCGCCGGCAUCGUCCUGAUUGGCUUAGCCCUGCUGCUCAUCUGGAAGCUGCUGAUGAUCAUCCAUGACAGAAGAGAGUUUGCCAAGUUUGAAAAGGAGAAGAUGAACGCCAAAUGGGAUACGCAAGAAAACCCCAUAUACAAGAGUCCAAUCAAUCAGUUCCAGAACCCAAACUAUGGACGUAAAGCCACUGCCCUUUAAGGUGAAAAUCCAAUCUAUAAAAGUGCCGUCACAACUGUGAUCAAUCCCAAAUAUGAGGGCAAAUGAUGGCUUCAUGGUUUUCAUUGAACUCUGCUAUCAAGUACCUGACAGCUGCAGUAUUUAAGGUUUGGGGGCUGACAGGAGCAUUUGGUGGAAUUUGUGCAUUUUUUUAUGUCGCUUUACCAUUAUAAUGUAUCAUUUUGCCACUGCAUCUAUAUUUUUACUAACACUUUUGAUUUAUAUGCAUUUGUUGUAUUUUAUAUGUACAGUAUACAGUAUGUGUAUAUACUUUUAAGUUGCAUAUUUGCAGAAGUUGAUGAAAUGAUGGUGUUUUUCCUGCCGCUGGACUGGUAUGGGCAGAAGAUUUAGCUUUUUUUUUUUUUUUUUUAACAACACAAUGUGGACUCUAUGGUUAUCCAACACAUGUACAAGAAUUCUGCAGCUUCUGUCACUCUCACUCAGACAAUUUUGUCUCUGUCUGUCCUUCUCCUCAUCUCUCCUUUGUGCACUGACCUUUUUGUGAGCUUCUGUGUGUUCCAGACAGGACCUGGGUUUAAGAUGUAAAUUCUCAGCCAUAGCAGCACAUUAUGUCCAUGUGUGUGUGUAUAUAUAGAAAGCAACUGCAACAGGAAGUUUUGAAUAUUAUUGGGCAUUCAGCUUAGAUUGGACAGUUAAAUCACAGUAGAUCAUGCAGUGGUUGUAAAUGUAGUUUUGAACUGCAUCUUAGAAACAUCCAGCGUUUAAGAUUGUAUUUGUCUUAUUGAGUACUGUUGCCUAUCUUGACGAAGCAAAUAUACAAGAUGAACGUAAAUGCCAACUAUCAUUAUUUGUAUUGUUGAUAUAUUGUCAUGAAAGGGAUUGUAUACCACUUGUUAAAAUUAUUAAAUCGUGGCAAUCAUGAACAAUCAAAUUUGUAUAGUCAUGGUACAAUAUACAGUUAAGUAAUGAAAUAUUGUUCUGUUUGCUAACUGCAGUAACUUUAUUGCUCAUUCUCAGGUCCUUUCCUGUGUUCUUGUCAAGUACACCAAAAAUAUGUUUUCUGUCAGCUUGUUCAGUGAACUCCUCUGUGAGUCAGUGGUGUUAGUUUUAAUGUUUUGUAGACUGUAAGACUGAAACAAGAGUAUUUGUUGAGAUGUCACAUGAAUCACCUCUGAAAUGUUUUCACACCCAAAUGCCUCUGAAGCACCACACGCAAGCCUUUACAGUAUUGUUUUCCAAGUGCCUUUUAUUUCAAUACCAUGGUCUCUCCCAAUGCUGUUUCUGAGUUAUUUAUUAAAGUACAAAAACUGUG
This is a messenger RNA of Amphiprion ocellaris (clown anemonefish), 3981 nucleotides long. It is a transcript of the gene itgb1a, whose product is annotated as integrin, beta 1a. Bases 279 to 2690 code for a protein of 803 amino acids. Gene Ontology annotation, molecular function: C-X3-C chemokine binding; laminin binding; integrin binding. Gene Ontology annotation, cellular component: integrin complex; focal adhesion; cell surface. Gene Ontology annotation, biological process: cell adhesion mediated by integrin; integrin-mediated signaling pathway; cell-matrix adhesion. The record is from RefSeq and is a predicted model, not a curated record. The transcript has 17 exons. Lineage: Eukaryota; Metazoa; Chordata; Actinopteri; Pomacentridae.